GGAAAAUUCAACGCUUGCAACUCGCAUGAGACAGCGGCACAUAGAUCAGCUUAAGAAGAUCAUUUUCUUCAUGAGAGGAAAAUACUUUUACGAGACUCACGAAGUAUUCGCAAGGGAAAAGUGUGAGAUUAAUGGCGGAUCCACCGCGUACGACACUGCUAUUCGAGGUUUGGAGAGCUUCAACAAUUCCAUUCACUCCAUGCUAAAUGCAAUCGAGAUCAAUCUUAGCCAUAGUACGUCAAACAUUAGCGAGGAUUUAACCUCGAAGGAUGAGGAUUUUGAGGAGAUUUGUCGCGACUUUCAUACAUGGGAAGACGUGGUCACCCUGGCCGUAGAUGCGUUCAAACCUUGUUGGGACCUGGACGAACGCCAGAGUGCUGAAAUAGUUAUGGUAACUAUGUCUCGAAUAAUAGAACAUGUUUGCGAAAACAAUGGAAGUCGCCUCUUAGCAUAUUCCAAGGCUCCUGAGUCUGAAUGUUUCAUCGCAAGGACUGAUCGAUUCCGUGCCUGUUAUCGCAAUUAUGUCAUUACUACGGAUAUCGUUGCCUAUAAGUCAGUGCCCUUUACGAAAAAUCGCGAAAUUCCAAUACCAUUCAGAGUUCCAGUAUUCAAGAUAAACUUGAAAGAAUGCUCCGGAAUGGAUGUGAUGCAUAAAUGCUUCGUCAGAGAACUCGACACAUGCAAGGAAGAGACACGAUCGAACUUGAUUAAUUCUAUAUUCAACAUUAUCACGAAAGAAUUGGGCUGUGAAGCGCUACUCAAUAAGACACCUGCAACACAUACUACGUAUUAACACUUUGUAUCGGAGUUUUUUCGACUGACAGAAUCUAUGUCUGCAAAAAUUUAUC
Messenger RNA from Diprion similis, 848 nucleotides. RefSeq lists its product as uncharacterized. The transcript is spliced from 3 exons. Bases 26 to 793 code for a protein of 255 amino acids. Lineage: Eukaryota; Metazoa; Arthropoda; Insecta; Hymenoptera; Diprionidae. The record is from RefSeq and is a predicted model, not a curated record.